Molecule: messenger RNA, 2705 nt
Organism: Mangifera indica (mango)
Lineage: Eukaryota; Viridiplantae; Streptophyta; Magnoliopsida; Sapindales; Anacardiaceae
Product: putative protein FAR1-RELATED SEQUENCE 10
Exons: 4
Coding region: 245-2320 (691 amino acids)
Biological process (GO): regulation of DNA-templated transcription
Molecular function (GO): zinc ion binding
Source: RefSeq, a predicted model, not a curated record
UCAUGAGCUCCGGUCAGAGAUCCAAUGACAAAAAGGCCCAACCCGCACAACCGUCAGAAAAAACAUACAAAGCAAAGAGAGUUGCCAGAGCAGAGCUAACGAAGAACGAAGCAAGCUAGCAAGAGCAAGGGUUUAAGUACUUCACUCUCUUUGACUGGGUUUAUGCUAUGCAAGCUAGUGGGCUGGAGGCUAGAGUUGUAUUGGUUGGUAACACUCGUAUAUAUUGCUUAAUUAGGUGUGAUUAAUGACAACUGUUCCGUCAAAAAACAUAUGGAUGAGGAGGCAGCAAUGUCCAUGUGGAGAUUGGAAAUGUUUUGUCACAUAUGAGGGAGAUGCUGAAGAGACAUCAGAAGCAUCCCAAUUGGUUAAAAAUGAUACUGUUAUGUCUGAAUCUAUGGUUGCCCCAUAUGUGGGAAUGGUGUUUAAGAGUGAUGAUGAUGCAUUUGAGUAUUAUGGAAAUUUUGCUCGGAAAAAUGGGUUUUCAAUCAGGAAAGAAAGGUCCAGAUUGAGCCCCCAAUUGGGUGUCUAUAAACGUGACUUUGUUUGUUAUCGCUCUGGAUUUGCUCCUACAAGGAAGAAGCCUGGUGGGGAACACCACAGAGAUAGGAAGUCUGUGCGGUGUGGAUGUGAUGCGAAGAUGUAUUUAUCAAAGGAAGUUGUUGAAGGGGUCUCUCAAUGGUUUGUUGUUCAAUUUAGUAACGUCCAUAAUCAUGAACUUUUGGAAGAUGAUCAAGUGAGACUCCUGCCUGCUUAUAGGAAAAUUCAUGAGGCCGAUCAAGAGAGAAUUUUAUUGCUUUCAAAAGCUGGGUUCCCAAUACAUCGCAUAGUGAAGGUGCUGGAGCUGGAGAAGGGGAUUCAAGGUGGUCAGUUGCCUUUUUUGGAGAGGGAUGUGAGAAAUUUUGUCCAAAAUCGUAAAAAAGUUGUUCAAGGAAAUGAUGCUUUACUCACAGAGAAAAGAGAGAAUGACACAGUGGAACUUGUAGAGGCAUGCAAGGCUUCAAAAGUGACGGAUGAAGACUUUGUCUAUGAUUUUACAGUUGAUGAGAACAAUAAGAUUGAGAAUAUUGCCUGGGCUUAUGCUGACUCUGUUCAUGCAUACAACAUGUUUGGUGAUGUAGUUUACUUUGACACUUCUUACCAGUCAAUCACUUACGGUCUGAUUUUUGGAGCAUGGCUUGGGAUUGACAGCAAUGGUAGAACAAUUUUCUUUGGUUGUGCUUUGUUGCAGGAUGAAACACUCCGUUCAUUUGCUUGGGCUUUGCAGACUUUUGUUCAUUUUAUGAAAGGAAGAUGUCCACAGACCAUUAUAACUGAUCUUGACCCGGGGCUCAAAGAAGCUAUAAGAAGCGAAUUACCUAGCACUAAACAUGUUUUGUCUAUAUGUAAUAUUCUUCCCAAGUUAUCAAGUUGGCUCUCUCUGCCACUAGGAUCUCAGUUUUCACACUUCAAAUCUGAGUUUGAGGCACUAUAUCGUACAGAAAGUCCAGAGGAUUUUGAACUUCGAUGGAGUGAAAUGGUUUCCAUGUUUGGCCUUGGUUCAGAGAAACACAUUGCUUUACUCUAUUCUUUUCGUAUGUCUUGGGCAUUAGCCUACACAAGAGGCUACUUUCUCGCUCAGAUGGCAACAUCUGCCUACUCAAAGGCAGCAGAUGCAGUUCUGAGAGGAAUCUUCAGUGCACAAACAUGUUUACGCAGCUUUUUUGAGCAGGUAGGUUUCUCCACCAAUUUACAAAACCAACAACGUCAAGAUAUGCAAUAUGUGCAUAUAAAAACAUGCAUGCCCAUUGAAGAGCAUGCCCGGAGGACUCUUACAGCUUUUGCCUUUAAUGCUUUUCAACAUGAAUUGGUGCUAGCUAUGCAGUAUGCUGCAUCUGAAAUGGCAAACGGGUCAUAUCUUGUUCGACAUUUCAAGAGGGUUGAUGGUGAACGUCUUGUUGUAUGGAUACCUGAAGAUGAGCAGAUUCAUUGCUCCUGUAAGGAAUUUGAGUCUUCGGGUAUAUUAUGUAGACAUGCUCUUCGUGUGUUCAUUGUAAAGAACUACUUUCAACUUCCUGAUAAGUAUUUUUUAAGUAGAUGGCGGCAAGAAAGCUCUUUAGCAUUUUUCUAUGAUCAUGCAACUCAAAAAAAUGAUGAACAAUGGUAUGAAGAAUUUCAUUCCCUUACUGAAACUCUACUUGCAGAAUCAUCAAUUACAAAAGAGAGAUCUGACUAUAUACAUAAAGCACUGACAAAAGAACUCACGAAGCUUCUUAAUGAGGUUAGAGAUAUGCCAGAGAGUGAUGGAAUUGCUAUGGAGUUUGCUCUUUCACCAACUGAUUGAUAUAGGAGUGAUGUAAACCAAAGAUGUGGCCUACAAAAUCACCAGGUCAAUGUCAUUCAUCGAAGAAAAGAAUAAGCAGUCAAUUGGAAAUGUGAUAGAAGUGAUGGUAGAAAAUCAGAAUGAAAAUUAUCUCUAUGCCAACUUACUGUCAGAGGAGGUAGAUAUUGAAAUGAAAAGCUACUUGGAAGGGAAUAGUAAAAUGCAAUGCCGAUUCCUUCUCCUUCUUAAAAGUUUUGAAACCCUUGAAUGUGAAACCAAGGGCUUUGCCAGCCUGGUACGGUACUGUAGGAUACCAAGGUGGUGUACUCUGUAAAUAUGAGGUGUGUUUCUAGACUUGUUUUCUGGAGUGACAAAGAAAAAUAAUGAGUUUUUUUUUUCCCUUUCA